This is a messenger RNA of Nothoprocta perdicaria, 1354 nucleotides long. It is a transcript of the gene DUSP26, whose product is annotated as dual specificity phosphatase 26. Gene Ontology annotation, biological process: protein dephosphorylation; negative regulation of MAPK cascade. The record is from RefSeq and is a predicted model, not a curated record. Gene Ontology annotation, molecular function: protein tyrosine/serine/threonine phosphatase activity; MAP kinase phosphatase activity. The transcript has 4 exons. Lineage: Eukaryota; Metazoa; Chordata; Aves; Tinamiformes; Tinamidae. Bases 390 to 977 code for a protein of 195 amino acids. Gene Ontology annotation, cellular component: cytoplasm.
AAUCUGGCAGGAGAAUUUUGUUGUUGUGUGGCUCUUGUUUAUUUGUCUGCCCAGCAACGUGAAUGUGUGUGUGUGUCUGUGCGUGCCGCCUGUGAUCUCUGUAUUUGUGUCCGUCUCCUCCGCUCCCCCCGUAUCUAUCCAUGCACGGCAUGAUAUAAACGAACCUGCCUCUGGACAUGUCAUGGCUUAAAAUAGAUGUUCAUACAUCAGCCUUUCCGCGGCAGCAGGAAGACAUGGCCGACUGGAUGUGACUACAGCCCUCAGCUGGAGCCGAGGAAUCGCAGCCCUUGUCAAGGACCGUGGGUGGCAGCAGCAGCAGAAGCGACCUGCAGGCCACUCUCCGGCCUCCCCGAACCCACAGGUAUGCCUUGUGGGUCUCGGCAGCUCCCAUGGCUUUCCUGUCCAGGUUUUCCAGGAAUGGUACCAGGUCGCCGAGCCGAGGCUCGCGGGAGGAGCGUGGCCACCACCCCAUCCUCAGCAUCUUUGAGCUCGAAAGGUUGCUGUACACAGGAAAGACAGCUUGUAACCAUGCAGAUGAGGUCUGGCCAGGACUCUACUUGGGAGACCAGGAUAUAGCCGCGAACCGGCGCGAGCUGGCGCACCUGCGGAUCACCCACAUCCUCAACGCCUCGCACAGCAAGUGGAGAGGGGGAGCCGAGUACUACGAGGGCACCGGCAUCCGCUACCUGGGCAUCGAGGCCCACGAUUCGCCCUCCUUUGACAUGAGCCCCUACUUCUACCCUGCUGCUGACUUCAUCCACCAGGCGCUCAAUGAAGGAAGAAUCCUUGUGCACUGUGCCGUUGGGGUGAGCAGGUCGGCCACCUUGGUGCUCGCCUACCUCAUGAUCCGCCACCACAUGCCCCUGGUAGAAGCCAUAAAGACCGUCAAGGACCACCGCGGUAUCAUCCCCAAUCGGGGCUUCUUGCGCCAGCUGGUCGCGCUGGACAACGCUCUGAGGUUGAAGAGGAGCAUGUGAAGUAGGGCGAAGGGCUGUUGGUUGUGUCCUGGGUGCCACAAUUUGGGCUUUCCUUAGGGUGCAGUUGCUUGGCAGCUAACAGGUUGCGUGCAGUGGCUACAGGGUGCCAUAGACACACGAGCUGUUCCUCGAGGUAGAACAUAAACCCUCAGCCUGUGAUCUUGACACCUCAGUAGGCCUAAUACCUAAUCUCCCUCCCAGCCCGCUCGCUCAAAGGCAUAUCCAGAGGGGAUAUCUUAGACCCAUGUUUCAGGUUGUUCUCUAGCCCUGCUGGCUCUGCGGAGCCUUCAAGGUUUAGUUCUCCCACCAGGCCCAUUCCAGCCCUCUCUCCAGGAGCUCUGAGCUCUGCCUGUUCCUUGUUUUCCAUUCGUUCUGCA